GGCUUAUGGUUCUCAUUUACCUGUUCCUUUUCCGUGUCUUAAUUCAAAUUUAGAUCCACUUCGGUGCUUCAAACUCGUUUGCAGCACAUUACAAUCUCAGUUUUCAUUGUUUUUGGUUUGCAUACAUUGACAGACACGCCCUCUGAGGUUAAGGAGGGUAUAGAAUUUCAGUAGAAUUCCUGUUUUUUUUUUUUUUUUUUAAUUGAGAUAGCGACAGAAAUAAAAUGGCCUACCCAGGAUAUGGUGCUCCCCAAGGUGGAUUCCCAGGAAUGCAACAAGAUCCUCUCUAUGGAUAUUUUGCAGCAGUUGCUGGACAGGAUGGACAGAUUUCAGCAGAUGAGCUCCAGCAGUGCCUCACACAGUCCGGCAUGUCUGGCUCAUACAAACCCUUCAGCCACGAGGCGUGCAGACUGAUGAUCAACAUGUUGGAUAGAGACAUGACCGGCACCAUGGGCUUUCAUGAGUUCAAGGAGUUAAGCCAGGUUCUGAACGGCUGGAAGGCGACCUUUGUGUCUUACGACCGGGACCACAGUGGCUCAGUGGAGGGCCAUGAGAUGCAGCAGGCCAUCACCACCAUGGGUUUCAAUCUAAGCCCUCAGGCUAUGAACUGCAUCAUGAAGCGCUACAGCGUGAAUGGCAAAAUCCACUUUGAUGAAUUUGUGAGCUGUUGUGUGAGACUGCGGGCCCUGACUGAUCAGUUCCGAAGGAGGGACACGAGCCACUCUGGCAAUGCUACAUUUCAGUAUGAUGAUUUUAUCCAGGUCACCAUGAACAUAUGAAGAGGACAAGACUAAACAGAAGGGAACAACAGACCUUUUAACUCUCACUCACAGUAUAUGCUCUCUUUUAAUCAUUGUUAUACAAAUCAAGUCAAACUGUCACAUUCCAUUUUUCCAGGAAGGUUUUUUUUUUUUUUAAGUAAUGCAUGUUUUAGCAAACCAACAAGAAUAUAGUAACCUCAAGCUGUACCAAUGUCAAACACUCGAGUGCCUGAAAACUGGAGCAUGCUAUUAUCAUUCUUACAUCUGUAGCCCUUUAUCACGCAAGUAACCAUGUUAGCUGGUAGUGUUAACCACUAUAGGAAUAUAAACAACCACUAUAUUGACAAUGACAUAUGAGCACCAUUGGAGUGUAUAUGAACUUCUAUGAAAAUUAAUAAACAACCUCUAUAUUGACAA
Messenger RNA from Amphiprion ocellaris (clown anemonefish), 1178 nucleotides. RefSeq names its product sorcin (gene sri). Lineage: Eukaryota; Metazoa; Chordata; Actinopteri; Pomacentridae. The coding region runs from base 225 to 779 and encodes 184 amino acids. The transcript has 8 exons. Gene Ontology annotation, molecular function: calcium ion binding. The record is from RefSeq and is a predicted model, not a curated record.